Racocetra persica is the source of this 195-nucleotide messenger RNA. The record is from the annotation of a GenBank genome assembly. Lineage: Eukaryota; Fungi; Glomeromycota; Glomeromycetes; Diversisporales; Gigasporaceae.
UAGCAACAAGGAUGACUUUUUCAACACCUAUAAAAGCGAAGACAACUUAGAGGAGGUUGAGAGUUAUUAUACAGAUAGCACGCAAACUGAUGAUGAGAAGUUGUUUUUUAACCUCUGGAAAGAUGUAUAUGAAGAAAUUCCCACCUCUGAAAUUAAUCAAAAUCCUAAACUUACCACUGCCAAAAUAGUUAACAA